CAUGAAAGGUUAUGUCAGGGACUCGGGACACCUGAUCAGCCUCUGACUGCAAGCAGUGGAUUCUCUUGCAACCCAAGAUCAAGAAGCCUUGGACUGUUGGCUGCCAGGCUUCUUUCCUCCCUCUCUUAUUGGGUCUUUCUUAUGUGUCCAGGCCUGGGUUAUACUCUGGGGACACAAGUGAACUGUAUGUUGUUCCUGCCCAAGGAGUCAAGUAUCAGCACUGGUGGAGUGAGUCCCGAUGUCAGCUCUGCCAGCGAGGAAGUCACAUGGGCUGCAGUGAGGACAUGCUGCUGAGAGUGUGCCUGUUUCAGAGGGCUUUCUUGAGCAUUGGCAGUUUGGGGGCACUCUGCCAGGUGAGCAGGUGACCCAUGAGCUAGCUGGGAUCCUCUUAUUCCGCCUGGGCUGAAACUGUGCACAGACAAGGACCAUGUUCCUGCUUCCUUUGCUACCUGUCCUUCUCCUGUGUGUGGCAGGCAUAUCCUCUUCAAAGUCACAAACCUGUGAGGACGCCCUGAAGACUUGCUCUGUCGUAGCCUGUGGCAGAGAUGGGAGAGAUGGACCGAAAGGGGAGAAGGGAGAACCAGGUCAAGGGCUCAGGGGCUUGCAGGGCCCUCCAGGAAAAAUGGGGCCUCCAGGAAAUAUAGGAGCUCCUGGAAGUUCAGGACCAAAAGGCCAAAAAGGGGAUCCUGGAAACAAUGCAGAGGUUGAGGCAAAGGUGCGGCAGUUGGAGGCAGAGAUAAGGACCUUGAAAUCAGAACUGGAGCACACCAAGAAGUUGCACGCCUUCUCAAUGGGCAAAAAGUCUGGGAAGAAGUUCUUCGUGACCAACUAUGAAACUAUGCCCUUUUCCAAAGUGAAGGCUCUGUGCGCCGGGCUCCGAGGCACUGUGGCUAUUCCCAGGAACGCUGAGGAGAACAAGGCCAUCCGUGAAGUGGCCAAAGGCAACGCCUUCAUAGGCAUCACAGACGAGGUGACUGAAGGUCAAUUCAUGUAUGUGACAGGGGGAAGGCUCACCUACAGCAACUGGAAAAAGAACGAGCCCAAUGACCAUGGCUCGGGGGAGGAUUGUGUCAUCAUUGUAGACGAUGGGGUCUGGAAUGACAUUUCCUGUCAUUCUUCUUUCAUUGCUGUCUGCGAGUUCCCAGCCUAAGGAAGCUUGUGCCUCCAUCUUCUCUUUGUCUCCUCUCUGGACUCUCAGUUGCUUCCAAACAAAAUUAAGUACUGAUUUCCCAAGCUUCGUGUUAGCUGAUUCAUUUCAGGGGAGUGGAUGUAUUUGAGUGUGGCCUGAGGAUAUAAGCUGACCAUGGCAUCAGGAUCCAGACAAGCAGAGAGUGAAAGUCACAUCUCUUUUGCCAGGGGCACAGUGACGAGUCAGAGUCAACUGUGGAAAAGCCACAGUAAGUCCCCUCUUUUCACACUGAAGGACCAAAGGUGGACAGUAUCUGUGUUAGAGUGGCAGCUGAUCUCAGCCAUCAGAACACCCAAUUUCUUCUCUCCAUGAAUUGGUGCAAAGUAGUGCCAAACAUGCCUGUUCGAAGCCACCCCCGGUCUACAAAGUGUUCUUGCAUCUUCUGUUUCUUCACAGGGAGCUAUAUUUGGUGGGGGGUGGAAGAGAGUUAACACUUUUGGAUUCUUAC
Chionomys nivalis (European snow vole) is the source of this 1637-nucleotide messenger RNA. Its product is annotated as mannose-binding protein A-like. The transcript has 5 exons. Gene Ontology annotation, biological process: positive regulation of phagocytosis; surfactant homeostasis. Bases 428 to 1150 code for a protein of 240 amino acids. The record is from RefSeq and is a predicted model, not a curated record. NCBI's taxonomy places the organism in Eukaryota, Metazoa, Chordata, Mammalia, Rodentia, Cricetidae. Gene Ontology annotation, cellular component: multivesicular body; rough endoplasmic reticulum.